AUGAGAACUUUGAAUUUAGAAUUAGUUGAUUAAUUAAGUUUUAUUUUAACACCCAAAAUAGUAAAAACUAGUUUUAUUUAUACAAUUAUUUUAAAUAAAUUCUUAUCUGCAUCUUAUUAUUAUCCGUAUUUGCUAGCUAUGUCACAAAUACUCAUAAAAGCAUUGCAUAAUAAAAAGUUAGUAAGUUUUAACAUUGCCUUUUUUGAGUUCAAAAAGUUAGGUGAAAAAGUAAUCAUCUAAGUUUCAAAUAGGCUUGUAAAUUCUAAUUCUAAGAGAUAUUAUAUAAAACAUUGGGCUUAAAUUACAAGUGACUCUGAGAGUUCCAAAAAAAGGCUAAUUAUUAAUAAAAGCACAUUGUGAAUACAUUCCAGGAAUUGUUUGAAAUAUAAUUGACCUUAUAAAGAAUAUAAGUGUAUAUUC
Messenger RNA from Paramecium pentaurelia, 420 nucleotides. Lineage: Eukaryota; Ciliophora; Oligohymenophorea; Peniculida; Parameciidae. The record is from the annotation of a GenBank genome assembly.